CCUUUUUUACUUCACUACCAGCGAAGCUGCAACGGAGGAAGCGAGGAGCAAAAAAAUAAGCCUGGAAUUAAUAUCGCACAUUUAAAAAAAAAAAAAGGAAAGAAGAGUCCUCCGUCUGUCACCCCAUGCUGCUGUAGUGUAUUCCCUCACAGAGUGCUGGAGAUAUCAUGGAAACUGAAUGAUGAGGAGUUUUUUGCUGGACAGUAGCUGACAGACUGAACCAUGGCUCAGUUUCCCUCGCCCUUCGGAGGGGGGUCGGAUACAUGGGUAAUAUCUGUGGACGAGAGAGCCAAACAUGACCAGCAGUUCCAUAGUCUGACCCCCACACCUGCUGGCUUCAUCACAGGUGACCAGGCAAGAAAUUUCUUUCUGCUGUCAGGUUUACCAGCCCCCAUCCUCGCCCAGAUAUGGGCCCUGGCCGACAUGAACAACGAUGGGAAGAUGGACAUGCAUGAAUUUUCCAUCGCAAUGAAGCUGAUUAAAUUGAAGCUGCAGGGUCACCCCCUCCCUCCUUCACUGCCCACCUCCAUGAAGCAGCCUCCCAUCUCUAUACCCUCACAGCCCCCUUUUGGGAUGCCCAGUAUGGGGGCAAUGCCAGGCCUGCCAGCAGUGCCACCCAUGCCGCUGCCCCCUCUGCCCCCAAAAGUGCCAGGAGUAGGCGUGUCUCCACCACUGGUAGGAUCAGGGACCCCAGCGGUACCAUCUCUUGCUAACGGAGCGCCCACUAUGAUGCAACACAUGGGUGGAUUCUCAGUUCCAGCUUCGUUCAAUCGUUCCAGUAUCAAGCUACAGAAGGGCUCAUCUGUAGAGGCACCCAGUGCUCCGGCUGCUCCUCCACCCACUGACUGGGCCGUGCCUCAGUCCUCGCGGCUCAAGUACCGCCAACUCUUCAACAGCCAUGACAAAAUGAUGAAUGGUUAUCUCACAGGUCCACAAGCCAGAACUAUUCUAAUGCAGUCCAGUCUACCACAUGCCCAGCUGGCAACUAUCUGGUGCGGAUCCAACACUUUUUUUUUUUUUAUACUGUCUCUGUCUCUCUAUUACAAUUAUAACGAUAAGAAGUCACAGUUGGAGGGUAAACUGCAGGACAUUCGUUUCCGUCUCUCGGCUCAGAGGCACGAGAUCGAGAGCACCAAUAAGACGCGAGAGCACCGCAUUUCUGAGAUCACCAGCCUACAACAGCAGCUGCAGGAGUCUCAGCAGUGGUUGAGUCGGUUGAUUCCUGACAAACAGUGUCUGAAUGACCAGCUGAAGCAGGUUCAGCAGAACAGUCUGCACAUGUUAUAA
Messenger RNA from Carassius carassius (crucian carp), 1287 nucleotides. Its product is annotated as intersectin-1-like. Gene Ontology annotation, cellular component: plasma membrane; intracellular vesicle; clathrin-coated pit. Gene Ontology annotation, molecular function: calcium ion binding; protein binding; molecular adaptor activity. Gene Ontology annotation, biological process: clathrin-dependent synaptic vesicle endocytosis; endosomal transport. Bases 223 to 1287 code for a protein of 354 amino acids. The transcript is spliced from 13 exons. The record is from RefSeq and is a predicted model, not a curated record. NCBI's taxonomy places the organism in Eukaryota, Metazoa, Chordata, Actinopteri, Cypriniformes, Cyprinidae.